Molecule: messenger RNA, 753 nt
Organism: Pseudozyma hubeiensis SY62
Lineage: Eukaryota; Fungi; Basidiomycota; Ustilaginomycetes; Ustilaginales; Ustilaginaceae
Product: thioesterase
Exons: 1
Coding region: 1-753 (250 amino acids)
Source: RefSeq, a predicted model, not a curated record
AUGCGCGAGGUCGAGGAUGCGCUGCACAAGCUGCCGAUCAUUCAACAGCUCAAAGCAGCUUCCGUAGCGCAUGGAUCAGCUGCAGAACUCGAAGUGCUUCGUUCUCAAGGCAAACACAUCACCGAUCUGGAUCCAAGCACUAAUGUCGAAGUCCCCGCGCACGGUCGAAUCCCUGGCGCAAACGUAGCUGUCGCAGGACCACCCGUGGAAGGCGGUGCAGCCGACACACAUCAGUACGUCAUGACCCGACCUUAUCUCAAGUACAGUCGUGAAAAGGCGCAGCACAAUCUCACAGCUGGAUCCCUACGCGGGCCUGGGAUGGUAGCGGUUCCACCGCUCGUAUUCACAAAGACGGGUCACGGCGCAAAGCAGCUAGGAGGAACAGAAGGCGAUAGUACGAUCGUUCUUCAUCUGGGCAGAAGUUUGUGCGGUCACGACGGGAUCGUGCACGGCGGUAUGCUCGCUACCGUGUGCGACGAGGCGCUGGCCAGGACGGCCAUGUACAACCUUCCCGGCAAGAUCGGUGUUACGGCGAGGUUGGAGAUCGACUACAGGAAACCCACCAGCGCGAACCAGUUCAUCGUACUAGAGACCGAGCUGGUGGAGCAGAAGGGCAGAAAGGCCACGGUCAAGGGCACACUGAAGGAUGUCCACGGCAACUUGCUUUUGGAAUGCAGUGCCAUUUUCGUAGAACCACGAUAUGCGAGGUACUUCCUAGACGCAAAAGCUAUCAAGCAGGCCAUUGAAGGUUAG